GAUUAAUUAUUAUAUUAAACCUAAUAUAAAAAUAUAGGGCAUGACUCAUACUUUGAGAUUUGGGAGUUUCGUCAUUUUAGAAAAUUUGUCUUUAUUAUUUGACAGAUGGAACUGCAUGCUACACUCUUCAGAUUAAUCUUUUCCCGGCAUGAUUUCAUCUGACAUCAUUAUCAAAUUACAUCAUUUUUCUACUAUAAAUCUGCUAAAAUCCUAGGAUUUUACAAUUUAAUUUCUGUUUUUCUUCCAUUUUUUCAUUGCUUCAAAACCCUAAUUUCCGACUAUUUUAAGGCUUGAUCUGUAAAUGUCGACUGCAAAUGCAUCCUACAAUGGUAGGAGAAGUAGCAGUAAUCGCCGCAUUAUUGAAUCGAAUCCAAUGGAAAGUGAUACGAGCUUGAUUACGAGCAACAAUGGCGGCGGUGUUAGCGGUAGUAAUCCAGAAGCAGUGAAAUUGUAUGAAGCAAUUAUAUUUUCUGGUCCAAUCGUGUUCACAUUGAUCAUCAUCUUCUUGUUUUACUUCUUUUAUCUUCGAAGGCAUAGUGUUGAUUGGUCGUCUCUUCGUAUGCGAGCGUCUAAUUCUGCUGCUGUCGCCGCCUCCGCUUCCGAUGCUGUUGUGGUGGUUGAAUUGGGGUUGAAGAAAGAAUUUAGGGAGAUGCUGCCAAUUAUUGUGUAUAAGGAGAGCUUUUCUGUUAGAGAUACACAGGACAAUGGAGAAUAGAACUUUCAAAUGUGGAGCAGUUUCAGUCCAAGCCUAAUGUUGUGCCUGAAGCAACUUGGAGUUGGAUUUGUGGUGCCCAAACUGAUUCCUUUAGUACUAUGUCCUCCAUCCCUUCACUUAUUUCUGAUUAGUGCAUUGAGUAUAUUUUAUUUUCUAUCAUGUUUUCCUUAUUCCUUUAUGGGAGAAAAUGAAGAGAAAGGGAGGGGGAUAAAUCACCAUGUUUGGAUAAAGGAUUGAGGGACACAAGGGGGAGGGAAAGAGAGGGAUUCAUUUUCCCACCUCGUUUUACUAUCCCUCCAAAAUUGGAGAGAUUUGGAGGGAAAGUGAAGCUCCACUUUCUCCCUCCCUUUCUUUCCCUUCCCUUCCUCCUAUUUCCUUCCCCUCCCUUUCCCUUCUAAAUUGUUAUCCAAACAUGCUGUUAGAGAUGCUAUUCAGGGUCUUCACUGGUUAGUAUGUGCUUGUUUAACUAUUGUACCUGGAGCCUUUCUAACCUCCCAAUAAAAUUGAUCAAGAAACAAUACAACUAUAUAAGCCAUGCACUCCUAUUGCAACUGCAAUCAUCCAAGCUAAUACCUCACCAGUGAUAAAACCCUAGUUGUCUUAUGUAAGAUGAUCCGUAUAUAUAAGGGAAGUUUUUAUUCUUUACAUUGGGUCGCUAAUUUUUUAUAAAACCAAUCAUUAAUGGCACAUCUCAUAGUCUUCCAGUGUGAAAUUUGGAGUAUGCAAUGUUCUGCAUUCAAUGAAUUCAAAUGUUCUUAGGUGUUAUUCUUAGUCUGUUACUUUAUUUUAGGGCCGACUGAAUUCAAACUUUCAUUAGGUUUUAUUCUUAGUUUGUAAAGACUAAAGAGGAAUGACCAUCCAACAUGGAAAAUUAUCCAAAUUACCCUGCCCCUAACUAGUUUGAUCUCUUUAGAAUUGCUCCUUAAUUUACUUCCUCCACCCCUGAAUAUAAUAAAUAAAUGAAUUAAUGUGAUUCAAAUAAAAUAAAACAUUAUGAGAGCACUAGCAGCUAAAUAAGUGGGGUUAUCAUUAAUCAAUUUGGCCAUUGGUCAACAAACAAGAUAUUAUUUAUGCUCCUUCUAUCCCUUUUUGUUCAACAUUCUUUCUUUGGAUACCCUGAAACAUUUGUUUGCUUUCUAGUUUCUACUGUAUACACCCAAAUAUGGAGUUAUAUGUUUUCCUUUUCACACAUUUCAUUAUGGUAAGUAUCAAUUAAUGCAUGGCAUAACUCACUUUUACAUGUUUAAAGUCAUCAAAAAAGUUGCUUUUAUCUAAACUAGUUUUGUAGUAUUUUUGUUCUUUUUCAGCUUUUGAAACAUGUUUGAGACAAAGUGAGUAGUAGGAUGGAUACACUCUUAGAAUUACUUGUGUUUGCAGCUUAUAGCAUGCAACUCAAUGUCAAAUGAGUGCAUAAGGCUCCCAUUUUUAACAUGGUCAAGGGGUCCCUAUGUACAUAAAUAGCAUCCCCACAAGCCUACUACAAUCCAGAUAGCAGUAUAGCAUGAAUUAGGGCCGACUGAAAAUGCGUCUAGCUGUUGAAUCCAGAUAGUUGAUCUGGUCCAUUAUCAUCCUAAGUAGAAAUUUUGUGUAUGGUGUUUUCAUCUUGUUAAUACUUCUUUAGAAUCUUAGAUACUAUAUUGGGAUAUAUUGAAUGUUGUGAUUAAUCUUGAAUGAAAUAGUAAUGAUUUAUGAUCAAAUCAUCAGAUCCCUAAUAUUUCCUUACAUAAAUUAUGUACUACGUAAUUGGUUGGCGUCUUGACGAUAGCAAGUGAUGUAUGACAGAGUGAUAGACAUACCACUAGUAAUAUAAAGAUAUAUGGUAAGGUAUAUGAUAUACGUAAUCUUGUGAAAUUGUCAUGGUGUGACGAGUGAAAGCUCCAGAAUCCAGACAGAUAGAGUAGUUAAGAUCAACAAACGUAUUCAAGAUAAGCCAUUUUGAUUUUCUAUAACGUGACACAACUAACUUUGUUUUUCUAAUUGCUGGUCUAUAUAUAUUUGUCAUCAACCAAUUUCCUAUACAUGAUCUGUGGGCUAGUCUGGGGCCUAAUCAUCCCCAAAACUGAUCCACAUAACUUAUGACCUGGAUUAGACCAUAGGCCAGGUGGGUGGGCUUUUUGUCCCAACAGGCCAAGCUGGUCUUGUGCUUGGUUCUGUUAUGCCCACUUGUCACUUGAAUUGGUUCGCCUGGUAAUGCAUCUUGUCUUGCCCGUGUUGAAUUGCAGCCAGGUUUGACCUGUGAGCUGGUUUGGCUUGGCCGUGCCAAAUUCAGAACACAUGUCAUGCCUACGGUUCACACAAUUUUCCUUGAACUCCAAGCAAUGUCAUGUUUUUAUACAUCUUUAUAUCUUCACUAUCUUUGGUUAUUCAAAACCCAGUCCCAAGUUUUAUACAAGUAAUAAUUUUUCAAGGAUGUUACAUGAGAUGGGUGAUAUUGUGGUUUCCUUCAAUUAGUUCUAUGUAUUAUUCUUUUUGUUUCUUUGGUCACUUCAUUCUUGAAAUAUAUCAAGUGGUAGCUUUGCUCCUACGUAAUUGAUGUAAAAGUUAUACCUGGGUGCUUGGAUGUUAAUUGAUAUACAUGUGGUCAUCAUCUUCAAUUUAGAACUACCGUUAAAGCUUGGAUUUAUUCUACCUUAUAAUUUAAACUGCUCCAUGGGCACUUAAAACAAUUUAGUGGUGAUCAUAUUUAUCUUGUCAACAACCUGUGGGUUAUUUAUGCUUUCCUUAUUGAAAAUAAUUGAUCAGUCGAUAGAGUAUUCUUUGGUCACAGCGAGCUUUUAGAAUAUGGAGGUGCAUAUCACUAUGAAUUUUUGACCCAUCUAACGUUUUAGUUAUAGUAACUAAAGAAAGUUAUGUCCAUGUGUAGGAUGUGAUUGCGGGGAAAAAAAUAGGAAAAAACAAUACUCAAAUUUGGUUUAUAUGAUUCAUUAAUCCUAUUUAAUUGUGAAAAUUCUUGUUUUAAUUGGUAGAAUUGUUUUUGUAAAGCUUUUUGAUUUUUUUUUUUUUUCAUGAGUAAUCUGCCCAAUUCUCUAAAGAUCUUCUCCAUCGUCCUUCACCAUUGUUGUGAAAUCAUCUGACUGGUAAAAUUCAUUUUAAACUUUGUGUACUGGUCCGCCUGUGACCUCCAUCUAGUCACCAUUAUGUGUUAAAAGAGGUUUUGAUACCCUUACUGAUUAAGUUAGAGCAUCAUACUUUUAAAAAUUUAUUUUGUAUGAAAAAAGUUGUAAAGGGAUAGUUGAUCAAAAAGUCCUAGUUCUCUUUCCUGUCAAAAAAGAAAAAAAAAAAGAAAAAGAAAAAAGAAAAAAAAGUCAUUGUUUUUUUAAGGUAUUACACUAGGAAAAAGAAGUCCACAUGAGUGGUGAUUUUGUUUUUUGAGAUCCCACAUAAAAGGUAGUUAUGGGCUAACUUUCCUUGAUUUGAGUUGUGUAACGUACCUUGCUUGUGUUUGUUUUUUUUUGUUUUUUUUUUUUUUUUUUUUUCUAGAACAAAUAUUUGCGAUAUGACUCCUAUGAGGCCUUUUUUUAGUGAAGAUUUAGAGUUACUAUGUAGGGAUUGCUCAGUGUCAGAGACUCAGAGUGAACUGGAAAGUGUGAGACGAAGAUUUGAUUAUUUUUGGAGAUUUGACAUAUUUCCAUACAGCUUGUAUAUUUUGACGUGGUGGUGAUAUACUGAUAUAUGAACGCUUGCCGAUACCGGUAAUCCAUACGCCUUGUAUAUCUGGAUGUGGUGUUGUUAUAUGGACUCUUGCCAAUACUGAUAUAUAUCCAUACGCCUUCUAUAUUUUGACGUGGUGAUGUAAUAUGAACUCUUGCCAAUACUGAUGAAUAGCUUCAGCUGAUAUAUUUCAAUUCACCUUGUAUAUUUUGACGUGGUUGUGCUAUAUGAACUCUUGCCAAUACUGGUAUAUAGAUUUCUUUGAUUGAGUUCUCUCACCUUGUUUUGUUGGUGAUCUAGGAACUGCGCUGAUCAUGUCAGCCUACAUAGUCAAUUGACUUCUCUCUUUUUCUGUAUUUUCUUGCAUCUCUUUUUUUUAUUUCUUCCAGAAAAUUUCUGCUUAUUUGCAUGUAUAAAUAUCUCAUUAAAUCAACCAUA
Messenger RNA from Chenopodium quinoa (quinoa), 4804 nucleotides. RefSeq names its product RING-H2 finger protein ATL7-like. Bases 302 to 715 code for a protein of 137 amino acids. The record is from RefSeq and is a predicted model, not a curated record. NCBI's taxonomy places the organism in Eukaryota, Viridiplantae, Streptophyta, Magnoliopsida, Caryophyllales, Amaranthaceae. The transcript has 3 exons.